AUGAGUGACUCGAACUACCCACAAACUCAUUUGGCGUCUACAGCCGAGGAUUCGCAAAACGACCUGCGAAAAUCCGGCCUCUCCUCGCCCAAAAUUGACCUGUUGACCACAGGAAACCACUCAGAUCACCACAACAAUGACAAAACUCAUGCGCAGAACAGAGAUGCCUCCGAAGAAAGCGCGUCUCAUGAUGCCACAGCCCAGGAAAAUCCCUCUUUAGACCAUAACUAUGGCGACAAGCCUUCAGUGGACCCUCAUCUGUCACUACUGGGUAAUCAUAUGGAAGACGCAAAUAUCGAUAAGAUGACGUUCACCGAGGAUGGUCUCGAUCAGGAAAUUCAGCGUGCCAUUGCAGAACACGACUUGCAGCAGCAGCAGCUUCAACAAGGGAGCUCCUCGGCUUCGGGUCAAAUGUUACAAAACCAAAAGAACCAUAUCGACAACAUAUCCAGCCUGCAUUAUGACCACCUGCAAACGUCACAAAUGGAUCAGGACGAUGAGAAACAACAUUUGCAGAUGAUUGCGGAUGAACUCAAGCGUGCUACAUCCUCAGAUAAACUGGCUUCGUCCAAUAAUCACUUCGAACACUCUCAUGGAGAUUAUGGCACCUUGUCGCACUCUUCAUUUGACCACCAGCAUCCAUCCUACGAAUCGGGCCCUGUUGUUGCGGCCGCUUCUGCUCAUGCUGUUGCCGCUGCCGCUGCCUCGCAACCUUCUGACAAUUCCACCGUCACACAACAGAAUCGUGCUGCGCAUAUCCCCGCUGACUCCGAACUUUUAGCUACAAAUACUGCACUUGCCGCAUACAAUGCACUUUCGAGUCAUGUCCCACCAGUAGCUCUGUUGGCAAGUGUUCAUCUUGCAGCCCUUCCGCUUCCCAUUGUUGCACCGGAUUACUUGCCAGCUCGUAUUCAAUUACUAAUAGGUACACUUCCAGUCUUGGACAAUUUGGCCACCCAAUUGCUUCGAUACUUUGCCGUGGGGCCUUAUCAAAAAAUCAUAGACUUGGCCUCUAGUCCUGAUACGGCUCAAGGUGCCGCCUUUAGAGAUUUGGCCUCUCUUUUUGAAGUCACGAAGAGACUCUAUUCCGAGGAAGAUCCAUUUAUUACAGUGGAGCAUUUAGCGCCUGGUAUGUGGAAAGAGGGUGAUAAAACUUUAAGCGUGUUCCGCAACCGUGAACAAUCCAUUGAGUCCACUUUGAGAAAAGUCAAUUUGGCCACAUUUCUAGCAGCAACGCUCGGUCUUCUAGAAGCGGGCUUCUUUCAUUUGAAUGAGGCGUUUUUAUCGGUGUUUUGCCCCUUGAAUAAUCUUGACCCUGCAAAUUCCAUGUCCAACAUGUCUCCAAGCAAUAUGAGUCUUCAAAGCAACGUCAAUGCUGUAAUCGGUGACAAAGUGGGCAAAAUUUUCAAGCCACAAGCCACGUUGUACUUGGAUCUCAAAACUCAAGCAUUCAUCUCAGGCUUGGUUGCUGGUGAAAGAUCCAGAGAAGCCAUAUUGGAAGAUGUUUUCCCAUCCAAUCUUGAAGAAGUUCUUCUUGAGAGAAGAGGUGUGAAAACUCUCUCACCAACAGAAAUAGACUUCGUCAACAGAUGUAAAUCGCGAAAAGACACUCUCCUCAAAAGCGAAUCUGAAAAUUUCGGAGAACAGUUUGAAUGGUUCGCCUUUCUCAAAGAUCUUUUUGAUUUGGUCUGCAAAGACAUGAGCAUCUUGAUUUGGGGCAAAAAGACUAGAUCCAGUGCUUCUCGUGUGGACAGAUCAAUUGCAUCGAGCCGAAUUUCUAGUCAAAUCGAUUCUUCCCUCACGCCUCAUAGCGAUGAAGCUCUACAAAAUCUCUCUGGAAACCUGCUUCUACAAGAGUCGGUUGGAAAUUCAGCACCUUCAAUUGGCAGUCCGCCGGUGCAUGGUCCAGACUCCAACGAUCUUUCUAAUAACCAGGAGAUCAAGGACAUUACAGCCGGGCUACUUCCUAGUGAGAUUCAAGAACAGCAGAUUCACCUUCGCAUUAAUCCUGGCAUAUCGGGCAGAGUUCCUAACCGUCGUCCAUGGACAAGAGAAGAAGAAAAGGCACUACGCUACGCUUUGGAACUUAAGGGACCUCAUUGGUCUACCAUUUUGGAACUUUUCGGUCAAGGCGGACAGAUCAACGAAUCACUUAAAAACAGAACACAGGUGCAAUUGAAGGACAAAGCCCGUAAUUGGAAGAUGUUUUUUUUGAAGUCAAGGCUUCCGGUGCCGGAGUAUCUUAAGAAAGUCACUGGUGACUUGGAUAGAGAUGACAAACUGAGAGCCAAGACGGCUCGGACAAAAAAGACUGCCGCUGCUCCUGUUCCAACAAUGCAAAAGAGGGACAGUCCAAUUGAAGAUGGAUUUGAAGCACAAGACACGUCAAAACGUCACAAGGCAUAG
Molecule: messenger RNA, 2406 nt
Organism: Australozyma saopauloensis
Lineage: Eukaryota; Fungi; Ascomycota; Pichiomycetes; Serinales; Metschnikowiaceae
Gene: TBF1
Product: Tbf1p
Exons: 1
Coding region: 1-2406 (801 amino acids)
Biological process (GO): telomere maintenance via telomere lengthening
Molecular function (GO): double-stranded telomeric DNA binding; protein homodimerization activity
Source: RefSeq, a predicted model, not a curated record